GACUCUUCAACAAUGAUUAAAAUACCGCAUCAAAUCAAAAAAUCUUAGUUACUAAUCGCAGUCCACAAACGUCGCCGUCGUCGCUGUCGGAAAAUUAAAACUUUUGGGUAAAUAGAGUAAGAGUUUAAAACCAGAAGAAACAGGACGAUGAAAAGAGGGCAUAGAUCUGUUGUAGAGACGCCGGUGAAGGUGGUGAUAAUUGAUACCCAGUACGUGGAAACCGAUGCUUGCAAUUUCAAGUCAGUAGUACAGCAGCUCACCGGAAAAGAUGCGACGGCGGCAUCUCAGGCAAAGUAUUGUGCCGCCAAAUUAGCUUCAAGAUCAUCAUCUGGUGGAAUUGUCGCCGGCGCCGGAGGAAGCUGCGGGGAAGAAUCGUUUUUGUCGAGGGGAUUGUCAUUCAAACAUUUUGAUGGGUUGCUUAUGGAUCUUCCUCAUCUUGAUGAACUCUUAUCAGCUUCAUUUCCUGUUUGGAGAUAGCUCUUAUAUUCUUG
This is a messenger RNA of Impatiens glandulifera, 491 nucleotides long. Its product is annotated as VQ motif-containing protein 10-like. The coding region runs from base 148 to 477 and encodes 109 amino acids. The record is from RefSeq and is a predicted model, not a curated record. Lineage: Eukaryota; Viridiplantae; Streptophyta; Magnoliopsida; Ericales; Balsaminaceae. The transcript has a single exon.